CUGAUUGAUACUGUAGUACCAUACCAUACCACAUCAUAUAUGUGUUUUACAGAUCUUAUCCUAGAAGAGCUGGCUUUCAACUUAGCUGAUCCAGAGUUGGCUACUCAGAAGAAAGAAAGUGAUACAGCCAACACAUAUGGACAGGUAAUGACCAAAUCACCUCUAGCAGUUGUUGUUUAGUAUUUUGUCCAAGUAUUACAACUGGAUGUGUCUUCUAGCUCUAUGUGUUAUGUGGAAUUUCCCACAGGUCCCAAAGGUGUGUCCUAUUGGUCUCCCUCCAAAGAAAGAAAAUGAGACAGACAGCACCGAUGUAUACAGGUGAGCCACUGGUAGGUCAGCCCACAGAUAGCCAUACGUUAUGACCCUGGUGUAAUAUUCAUAUGUGUCAGCAUAUUGAAUUGUAAUUGGAUGCAUUAUACUGUCAUAUCAUACUGUGCUAUGAUUGGUUAAGACCACCCAGGUGGAGAGGUCAUUCUAAGAUGAUCAUGGCCAGAGACACAUGGACAUGCAAGUUAUAGCUAGUUAAUAAAGAGCUACGUUUAUAAAUAUCCUGUCGUCCUGCAUUUUAUUAUUUUGUACAAAGCAUACAAAACAAGACAUGGUGUCAGAGUAAAAGGACUAAAAGAUGGAUUUUGCUGGAGUUCCUUCACCUCGAAUGGAUUGGGGGUCUACAAAUCUACCCGAUGCAUGGCGUAAAUUCAAACAGCAUGUGGAGCUGAUGUUCACGGGUCCUCUGAAGGAAAGAGGAGAAGAGGGAAAGUGCAGCUACCUGCUCCUCUGGAUCGGUGAAAAAGGGAGAGACAUUUACAACACAUGGACACUUACCGAGGCUGAAUCAAAGGUACUGAAAACAUACUACGAUCGUUUUUGAAGCAUAUGUUGUGCCAAAGACCAAUACAAUUUUCGCUAGGUACAAAUUCCAUGAGAAAGUACAAGGCGCUAGCGAAUCGUUUGAACAGUUUGUCACUGAGCUGCGUCUGCUUGUGAAAGACUGUGAUUAUGCAAACAAGGAUGAGAUGGUCAGGGACCGUAUUGUAUUUGGAAUACAAUCACCGCGAGUGAGAGAGAAACUUUUGAAUGUUGGAUCAGAGUUAACGCUGGACAAAGCUAUCGACAUAGCCAGAUCUCACGAGCUAGCACAGGUUCAGAUGAAAACCAUUUCAGGCGGCAGCACGAGCGCAUCACGUGAACAAGCAGUGCACGCAGUCAGGCAGACAUCAAAGCACACCUCCAGUGCCCAGAGAGCAUGUUUCAGAACGGAGACAGACAGAACUCCAAAACAGAGCGACACAGACUCCAAACGCCCCAAAACAUGUGGAUAUUGUGGAUACAAAGUGCAUGGCGAACAGGGGAAUUGCCCAGCUAAAGGCAAACAGUGUACUAAAUGUGGAAAAUGGAAUCACUUUGCAAAAGUGUGCAGAGUUUACCGUGGAAAAACAGUACAUACAGUGAGUGAAGAUGAAAUGUCAAUCAAAGAGUCAAAUGCUGAUGAACUGUUUAUUGAUUCAGUGACACAGAAAAGUCAGAUAUCAGAGACAGAGCAAGCCUUUGCUGACAUUGAGAUAGGAAGACAAGGCACAGAGCUAAAAUUCAAACUAGACACUGGUGCACAAGUAAACAUUAUUCCUCUGAGUAAGUACAGAAGCUUGACAUCUGAGUGUGAGCUACAGCCCACCAUGCGCAGACUGACUGGUUAUGGUGGUGAACAGCUCCCAGUAAAAGGCACAUGCACUCUCAAAUGCAAAUACAAGGAAAGGGACAUGAUGUUGGACUUUUACGUUGUUGACACUCGAGCACCUGCAGUGCUAGGUCUUAAAGCAUGUUUAGACAUGGACCUUAUCAAGCUAGUUUUAUCAGUGACAGCACCAGUAGAGAUAGAGAAUGUCAUGGAGGAGUUUGCUGAUGUUUUUACAGGAAUAGGACUAUUCCCAGGAGAAUGUACCAUUCACCUUAACCCAGACGCAACCCCUGUGAUCUACCCACCGAGAAAGAUUCCACUUGCUCUCCGCGCCCGUCUGAAGAAAGAGUUGGAGAGCAUGGAGCAAUCUGACAUCGUCACCAAGGUUACAGAACCGACGGAUUGGGUCAACGCGUUAGUGGUGGUGGAGAAACCACGGACAGGCAAGCUCAGAGUAUGUCUCGACCCAAGAGACUUGAACAAGGCUAUCAAACGCCCCCAUUACCCCUUACCGACGCUAGAUGGCAUCACACACAAGCUAGCGGGCGCACGCUACUUCAGUGUCAUGGACGCCAGAUCAGGCUACUGGGCUAUCAAGCUCACAGAAGAGUCAUCUAAGCUCACAACGUUCAACACACCGUUUGGACGCUACAGGUUCCGUCGCCUGCCUUUCGGGAUUAUCUCAGCCCAAGACGAGUUUCAGCGAAAGAUCGACGAGGUGUACGAAGGCCUCGACGGAGUCGUGGCAAUUGUGGACGACAUCCUUGUCUAUGGUCGAACCAAAGAGGAACACGACAGAAACCUCAGCGCGAUGCUGCAAAGGUCCCGCGAGAGAGGAGUCCGGCUCAACCCCGAGAAGAGCACAGUCGGCGCUACAGAGGUCAGCUACUUCGGGCAUCUUCUCACAGCGAAUGGAAUCAAGCCAGAUCCGGCAUUUUCUCCUCUCCACAGGCCAUCCUGACUGUAUGACUUUCCUCAGCUGUGUGAGUUGUGUGUCUUUUUCUGUUUCUGCUCGGAUCUCCUUCAGUUUUGUGUCACUAACUGGUAAGUUGCUGUACACAGUGUGCACCUGCAUGUCCAUGCCUUCACUGAGGCUGCUGUCCUUGUAGGUAAGAAACUUCCUGGAGAGUGUGUCUGCGACAGGGAUGUCUUUGCCUGGACGGUGAGUGAUUGUGAAGUCGUAUUUUUGUAGUUGAAGGAUCAUUCUCUGUAGCCUUGGCGGGGCUGCGGCUAACGGUUUCCUCAUGAUUGACUCGAGGGGCUUGUGGUCUGAUUCCACAAUGACUUGUCGUCCAUAGACAUACUGAUGGAAACGCUUACAUCCGAACAGAAUGGCGUACAGCUCCUUUUCGAUUUGAGCGUAGUUGAUUUCACAGUCUGUGAGAGAUUUGGAAGCGUAGCCGAUGGGUUUUCCUUCUUGCAGUAGCACUGCCCCUAGUCCAUACUUUGACGCGUCCACCUGGAGUCUGAGCUCUUUGUUGGGGUCGUAGUAGGCAAGGAUUGGUCCUGGUUCUCUCGUGAUCAAGUCUUUCACUUUCUGGAAAGCGAUGUCGUGUUGGUUGUCCCAGAGGAACUCACUGGACUGCUUUAGCAGCUGACGCAGGGGUGCAUUAGCAUUGGAGAGGCUGGGUGCGAACUUGGCUAAGUAGUUGACCAUGCCAAGCACUGUUUCCAGCUCUGCGCGGUUCUUUGGUGGCUCCAUUUCCUUUAUGGCUGAGAUCUUCUGCGGAUCUGGCUUGAUUCCAUUCGCUGUGAGAAGAUGCCCGAAGUAGCUGACCUCUGUAGCGCCGACUGUGCUCUUCUCGGGGUUGAGCCGGACUCCUCUCUCGCGGGACCUUUGCAGCAUCGCGCUGAGGUUUCUGUCGUGUUCCUCUUUGGUUCGACCAUAGACAAGGAUGUCGUCCACAAUUGCCACGACAUGUCAUUGCUACAGUGAAAAGCUGAGUUGCUGAGAAAUAUUUGUUCUAAAAGUAACAGUAUGCUGAAUCAUUGUUUGUCUGUUAUGUUGAUGCAGUUGGUGCAGUUUAAAUGGUUACUUACCUCGAGUUCAAACUACAGAGCAUAUAUUCAAAAGAAACGCUUUAUUGUUCUACAUAUUUUUUCUUUUUUUUUAAAAGAAGGGGGAUGUAAUAUUCAUAUGUGUCAGCAUAUUGAAUUGUAAUUGGAUGCAUUAUACUGUCAUAUCAUACUGUGCUAUGAUUGGUUAAGACCACCCAGGUGGAGAGGUCAUUCUAAGAUGAUCAUGGCCAGAGACACAUGGACAUGCAAGUUAUAGCUAGUUAAUAAAGAGCUACGUUUAUAAAUAUCCUGUCGUCCUGCAUUUUAUUAUUUUGUACAAAGCAUACAAAACAAGACACCUGGGUGAGACCAUACAGAUAUAACUGAGACUCAGAUUUAUCACCUCAGAUUCCAGUAGAAUCUGUCCAGUGUCCACUGCAUACCAGUGCUCAUCUGUGAUUUUCUCUGUGUGUUUGUCAGUGAGUUACCAGCUCCAGUGGAUGCCGGUCUGCUGAGUCCUUGCUCUGCUACCAGGGAGCUGGACUCCAUAAUGGAGGAUUUGUUACUUGGCCUGGAGAUGGGGGUGAGGAAGCAUCUAUCAUUGAAUACACCUUUGGUCAGAGCAUGAGCAGAGGACGACUGUGGAAGAAUGCAUUUCCUUGUUUCCUUGUGUCCUCUUUCCUCGCCCCCUUCUCAAAACCCAUUGUAUGAGAAGGUCAGAGGGGAGGGACCUCUGAGCUUCCCAUCAAAUGGCUUCUCAUCCAAUGGGUUUUGAGAAGGAGGCAAGGAGAGAUGGGGAGAAUCAAGCAAAUGCAAUUGAGAUUCUCCCUGUGUCUUUCAGUGAAGUUGACUUGAUCUGACAGCAGAGGGCAGUAUAACCAAACUAAACAAAUAUUGGUCAGCUUUAGUACCACUAGUGCCACCAAAUGUAAUAUAAUUUUGAGAUAUACAACUGUUAAAGACAUGUUUUAGAUGCAUAUGAACAGAUGCAAUUCUGUUUUGAGGACACACAGCUUUUUCUCAUCUUUAGCUCCCAGACCCUCCCGCUCCCUCAACCCCACCACCACUUGUCCAGAAGUCAGUCAAAAAAACACAGGUUGUAGAAAAUAAAGAUAAGGAUGACCCCCAAGCGGAACAGGAGAGCACCAACAGCCCAAAGACUUCUGAUCUGGAGCGCAAGGCGUCAACACAGAGAAAAACGGACGCCAUAGAUGACCUUCUGGGAGGCCUGAGCUCUGAUAUGGAGAAGAUGGGUGUACGAACAGUGGCGAAGGGCCACUGUGCUUCCUGUGGCAAGGUCAUUGUGGGAAAGGUAAAAACCAGACAAAAGCUUGAUUUCAAAAUAACAUUAUAGGCGAAGAUGAUCAAUCAAAAGUACUAUGGACAGCAUAUGAAACAAAGUAUAUUUAUUUCUUACCACUUUAUUUCAUUCUGCAGAUGAUCACAGCCCUGGGCCAGGUGUGGCACCCAGAACACUUUGUUUGUGUGGUGUGUCAGGCUGAGCUGGGCACCAGUGGCUUUUUUGAGAGGGAGGGGAAGGCCUACUGUGAGAAAGACUACCAGCACCUCUUCUCACCUCGCUGUGAUUACUGCAAGGGCCCCAUUCUGCAGGUACACUCCUUCUCUUUAGAUUGGACUGUAUUAUCACCAUUAUCUAACGCUGCACAAAACCAACUCACCACCUCUCUAGAUCUGUUGUCGUUGGGUUUACCUCACCGCAUGCUGGGCUCUUUGACCUCUCUCUCAGAACAUUCUGACAGCGAUGGACCGCUCCUGGCACCCUGAGCACUUCUUCUGUUCCCACUGUGGGGAGCUCUUUGGGGCUGAAGGUGAGGGAGCACACAUCUAUCUGCCUGACAGAUAGCACAACAACCACUACUGUUCCCUAUAGGGUAACAUACGUUUUAGACCACAGUGUGACUGAGAACACUCUCCUCUCUUUGUGUGUGUGUCCUUUGAUGUGCCAUAGGUUUUCUGGAGAAGGACGGGAAGCCGUACUGUCACAGAGACUUUUACCAUCUAUUUGCUCCAAAGUGCACUGGUUGUGGAGACCCUGUGAGAGAGAACUACCUGACUGCAGCCAAUGGCACCUGGCAUCCCAACUGCUUUGUCUGCUCAGUGAGUCGCUCACCACAGAUCACACACAUGGCUUCGGCUUCGAAACUUCUACCAUUACUCAGACAAUACACUUUGAACAGCCAACAGCCACAAUGCAACAUUGUGCUGAUAUUUUCAUAAUCCUCUUCAAUCUCCAAAAAAGAGUAGGCCUACUAUAUCAACUAGAUAGAAUGAGUGAUCUGUUUCUCCUUCUCUCCAUCCCUCCAGGACUGUCUGAAGCCCUUCACCGAUGGUUGUUUCCUGGAGCUGGAUGGUCGUCCCCUGUGCUCUCUGCACUUCCACUCCCGACAGGGUACACUGUGUGGGGGCUGUGGAGAGCCCAUCUCUGGCCGCUGCAUCUCUGCUUUGGAGCGCAAGUUCCACCCUGAGCACUUUGUGUGUGCCUUCUGUCUGCGUAAACUCAGCCAAGGGGGUGUUCAAGGAGCAGGCAGGGAAACCCUACUGCUCAGCCUGCCACACCAAACUGUUUGUGUAAGACUUAUACUGUAAUAAUAGUACCCAGUUAAUAUAUAAGGUAAUCAAAUUAACCUGAAAAAAGUCAUACUUAUGUGGAAAAAUCCCACACAAAUCAUCAAGGCAAUAUCCGCAUACGAAAUGAAAAAUAAACUAUUA
Molecule: messenger RNA, 6406 nt
Organism: Coregonus sp. 'balchen'
Lineage: Eukaryota; Metazoa; Chordata; Actinopteri; Salmoniformes; Salmonidae
Source: the annotation of a GenBank genome assembly